This is a messenger RNA of Sorex fumeus (smoky shrew), 818 nucleotides long. It is a transcript of the gene MRPL52, whose product is annotated as mitochondrial ribosomal protein L52. Gene Ontology annotation, cellular component: mitochondrial large ribosomal subunit. The record is from RefSeq and is a predicted model, not a curated record. Lineage: Eukaryota; Metazoa; Chordata; Mammalia; Eulipotyphla; Soricidae. The transcript is spliced from 5 exons. Gene Ontology annotation, molecular function: structural constituent of ribosome. Gene Ontology annotation, biological process: mitochondrial translation. Bases 35 to 541 code for a protein of 168 amino acids.
GCCUGGUGGCGCUUCCGGCUGGACGGAGCGCAGCAUGGCGGCGCUCGGGACCGUCCUCCGGAGUGUCCGGAGGCUGCAUUGCAGCGCGGCGGCUGGAGCGGGCAGUAAGUGGCGACUCCAGCAGGGACUGGCUGCCAACCCCUCCGGCUACGGGCCCCUGACGGAGCACCCGGACUGGUCCUAUGCAGAUGGCCGCCCUGCUCCCCCAAUGAAAGGCCAGCUCCGGAGAAGAGCGCAGCGGGAACAGUUUGCUGUGAGUGAGACGCGUCGUCCUGCUGUCACAGGAAAUGGAUGCUGGCAUGCAGGCAUGGAAGCGCAAGCAGCAGGAGAUGCUGCAGGAAGAAGAAAGGAAGCGGGAAAACGCCCUCAAACCCAAAGGGAGACGACUCCGGAGCCCCACGCCACGCCCGUGAAAAAACAGCUCCUGGCUUCCAUUCUCUGCGCGGCCGUCCCUCUCUCUCUGGCUUUCUCCGCUGCCACCUUCUCCACCAGCAGAGAGCCCUCAUUGUUCCCCGUCUGUCUUCAGAGCAGAAGGGCUUGAGUACUGGGAAGAACGGACCAUGAGAUCACUGCCGGCCAGGGUUGGCUCUGUGCCUACACCCCUGCUUCGGUCCAGCCUCAUUCUGAGAUACUUUCUCCCUCCCUCUCCGGCCGUCGGACUGGCCCAGCUGUGAGCAAUGGUUGAUCUAUGAACAUGAGAAUGGAGCUACCAUUUUCCUGCUUGUGGCCUUGCCUUCAGACCGUAUGGGCUCAGGCUCUGUGAUGUUGGGCAUUUAAUAAAUGUGCCGGAAAAGCCUUUCCAGCUGAGGCGACCAGUG